Messenger RNA from Trichomycterus rosablanca, 1269 nucleotides. It is a transcript of the gene zdhhc20a, whose product is annotated as zinc finger DHHC-type palmitoyltransferase 20a. The transcript has 15 exons. Lineage: Eukaryota; Metazoa; Chordata; Actinopteri; Siluriformes; Trichomycteridae. Gene Ontology annotation, molecular function: palmitoyltransferase activity. The record is from RefSeq and is a predicted model, not a curated record. The coding region runs from base 1 to 1269 and encodes 422 amino acids.
AUGGCACCAUCUCAUGUUGUGAGGUUCUGCCAGCGGGGUUUAGCCUGGAUUCCGGUUAUUUUUAUUAACCUGGUGAUCUGCUGGUCCUAUUACGCCUAUGUGGUGGAGCUGUGCAUUUAUACAAUCCCUCGUACUGAAGAACAAGUUAUUUACCUGAUCGUGUUUCAUAUCAGCUUUGUAAUGUUUAUAUGGUCGUACUGGACGACCAUCGUUUCCAAACCCAGCAGCCCUUCAAAAGAGUACUGUUUACCCAAAGCAGACAGAGAUCAGUACGAGAAAGAGGAAAGUCCCGAGGCUCAGCAGGAAAUUCUGAAAAAAGUGGCGCUGAGUUUACCAGUAUACACACGGACGGGAUCUGGAGCUAUCCGGUACUGUGAACUCUGUCAGGUUAUCAAACCGGACCGAUGCCACCACUGUUCCACGUGUGAUAAGUGUGUGCUGAAGAUGGAUCAUCACUGCCCCUGGGUGAAUAACUGCGUGGGCUUCUCGAACUACAAGUGCUUUGUGCUGUUUCUGGCGUAUUCCAUGCUGUACUGCGUCUUCAUCACAGCCACCGUGCUGCAGUAUUUUCUCAAGUUCUGGACACUUUGUCGAAGGAGAGCUGUAGAGAAUUGUCCAGAGAAUCAGCUGCCGGACACUCACGCCAAGUUCCACGUGCUCUUCCUGUUCUUCGUGUCGGCCAUGUUCUUCAUCAGCAUCCUCUCGCUCUUCAGCUAUCACAUCUGGCUGGUGGCCAAGAACAUGACCACUAUAGAAGCGUUCAGAGCGCCGGUGUUCAGGAACGGUCCCGAUAAAAGCGGCUUUUCUCUCGGCUGCAGGAAGAAUCUCGUUCAGGUGUUCGGAGACCAAAAGAAAUACUGGUGCUUCCCUGUUUACUCCAGUUUGGGUGACGGUUAUACCUUCCCUACUCGAUUAGUCAGCCGUGAUCCUGAGCAGGGCAUCACGGAGCACCAGGUCAACCCAAAAUGUGCUGCGGAUGGACAAACAAACUCUCGAGCUCUCAGUGAGUCUCAGAACCAUCUACUCAGCAGUGAUUUACACUCGGAGGAGCAGAAGGACGCCGGCACGGCGAACACCGGUGAGAUAGAAGUGGAUACAGUACGAGUGCAACAGGAUAAUGGAGAAGCGGUCGUGGUUGCCAUGGAGAGCGAAACAUAUCCAGAAGAGUUGGGAUUCGAACCCCCAGAUUUCUGGCAGGGCAUCACGCCACACCAGCUCACUUAUAAGAAGAAGAAUAGUGAGCAGAACAGAUCUGGGACCAGGGAUUAG